Molecule: messenger RNA, 2330 nt
Organism: Teleopsis dalmanni
Lineage: Eukaryota; Metazoa; Arthropoda; Insecta; Diptera; Diopsidae
Product: myb-like protein I
Exons: 1
Coding region: 61-2292 (743 amino acids)
Source: RefSeq, a predicted model, not a curated record
UUAAAAUAAGUUAUAUUUUUUGUAAACUCAAGUCUACAAAUAUUAAAAAAAAGAACAAAAAUGCCUGUAGGUCAUCAGUAUACUUCACGACCUUAUAGCUCUUUCAGAGCUCAACGUGGUAGUUGUACCAUACAUUAUGGUCAAAAUACCACACAAAACAAUCACAACAAUCAUAGUAACAACAAUUUUACCACAAGUAACACAAAUACAACAAAUACAACAAAUACAUAUUUAAGUCAACAGAGUCAACAAAAUUUAAGUAAAAGCAUAAUAACGACUAAUACAUCUCACAGCAAUAACAAUGGCAAUUAUCUGAGCACGUCAUCAUCAUCGAAUGCCAUCAAUGUUAAGAACAGUGCCAGCAAUAAUAGCAAUAAUAACAGUAGCAAUGUAAGCAGCAAUUUUACUAGGCAGCAACCAUUUCGUAGCAGUUUCUAUAGCACACGCUAUAAUCACAACUGCAAUGGUAAUCACAUUAGCCAACAGAAUGGCCACAAUAUGACUGAUAAACGUCAAAAUAAUACAAAUACAACAACUACGACGGUUAAACCGUUGACACCUAAAUUAGUGCGUCGCAUUGAAACAGCUUGCACUAAUGCCAAUUCUAAUACUCAACAGCAAAAUGUUACUACCAAGCCACGUGCACCAGCGCCUCCUAGCUCUGCACCCACAACAACAACAACAUCAACAUCAACACCACUCACUGCCAAUAAACAGUAUUUGCGCACGCGUAAUCAGCAUCAGCCACCCAUACCACCAAUCAGAAACCAUACAAACUUUGAACGUUUUCAUAAUACAAAUUUAAGUUUUCGUCAAAAGCCCACAAAUGGCAUUACGGUUCGAAAAUCACCUGCAGUCAGUUGUAGCAGCGACUCAUUUGAAUCCUCAAAGCAUAACAAUGGCUGUAACUAUUAUAACAAUAACAAUCGCACCGCUGGUAUUGUGCAAAGCAAUGUCUCACAAAAGCGUGCCUAUGCCACAGUGACAAAAGUGGCCAAAGAAAAUCAACCUAACACAGCAGUUACAAGUGCAACUAACGAGCGUUGCAUACGUUCAAUAAAGAACUAUCCAGCACCACUGCCACCAGGUACACCAAAAGGUGCUACAAAAAAGAAACAAAAAGAUGAACUGAAAUUAUCUUCGAUCUCAGCAUCUCCGAAUCUAAAUAAUCGUCGUUAUACAGCUUUAACUGCAUCACAACGACGUAAGCAAUUACCGCAUAUAAACAAUUCUAUUAAUACAGAUAUGACUGCAGCCAAAAAUGGUAGUACCGGUAGUAAUUCCUCCGCUGGUUCUAGUGGCUCUCAUGGUUCUCCAAAGUCGAAGAAAGCAUUUUCGACAAAAUUUCCGCAAGGUUUACCCUUCGAAGAUGAGUUCUAUCGACGUUAUCGUUCCUAUUCACAAUCCUCAUCAAGUAAUUAUAGUUUUUACAGUUCAGUUGGUGCGCCCAACACUCCACACGGUCGUGACUAUGAUAAUCGCAGCAUACAUAAUGGCCAUAUAGAUGAUGAUGAUGAUGACGAUGAGUUUCAGCGAAAGCCAGCAAACGAUGAACCACUUUAUGUGGAUUUUACGAAAGUAAUGCAACGACAAGAUUACAAUAAUAAGAGUGCUCAUUAUGGUAAUGGCACGACAAUGACAAUUGUACCAACAACAACUUGGAUUGGUGCACCAACAAGUCUUAAUAAUCCUGCAACACCUACAACGAAAUUUGCAAAUGAAUCUAGUCUAAAUGAAAGUUCAUAUGCUGCUCUAACUAAUUCUGCAUAUCAACAACAAACCUAUAGCAGCAAUAUGCGUACAACGAAAUCGAACAAACAAAUCUCGCAUUCAAUCAAUGAUUAUCUUUACACCAGCAAUGGUACUAAACUUAUGACAACAUCAGCAUCAACAUCAACAUCAACAUCCACAACAACGAAAACAGCUAUACAAUCAACAAAUGGUGAUAGCAGAAAAUUAAAAAUAACACACUCCAAUGCAUCUGAUGAACAAGAAGAUGGUUAUUACACAAAUGGCUCACCUGAACCACCUCCACAGACGGAUAUAUAUUUAGCAGUUGCUUCGUGGGCUCCAAAAUGUUCACAUCCAACAAAAGUGCAUAUACCGCCUUCAAAUGGAGCACAUAUUAUUGACGAUACUAAUAAUAAUGCUCAUAAUUAUAAUGAUUAUUAUCAUCAGCGUCAGUAUCACCACCAACAACAACUACAACAACAGCAACACCAACAACGACAAAGGCAAUGGAAUGGAAAGCCAGGAGACAUUUUGGAGCCCACGAUGUGUGAGUAUAAGUAAGUGUUGCAAUUAUGAUUAAUCUUUAAAUGCAGUUAAAA